Molecule: messenger RNA, 886 nt
Organism: Cebus imitator (Panamanian white-faced capuchin)
Lineage: Eukaryota; Metazoa; Chordata; Mammalia; Primates; Cebidae
Product: immunoglobulin lambda-like polypeptide 1
Exons: 3
Coding region: 105-749 (214 amino acids)
Biological process (GO): antigen processing and presentation of exogenous peptide antigen via MHC class II; peptide antigen assembly with MHC class II protein complex; positive regulation of T cell activation
Cellular component (GO): MHC class II protein complex
Molecular function (GO): MHC class II protein complex binding
Source: RefSeq, a predicted model, not a curated record
UGGGUGCACUGGGACAGCUGCUGCCAGUGAGAGGGACCAGGGCACCACUCUCCAGGGAGGCCACGCUGCAAGUCAGGCCAGAGGGCCUCUGACCCUGAGGGCCGAUGAGGCCUGGGACAGGCCAGGGGGGCCGUGAGGCCCCUGGUGAGCCAGGCGCGGACCCCAGGCAGCGCUGGCCCCUGCUGCUGCUGGGUCUGGCUGUGAUAACCCAUGGCCUGCUGCACCCAAUGGUUGCACUGCAGAGCCGGGCCCUGGGCCCUGGAGCCCCUGGAGGAAGCAGUCGGUCCAGCCUGAGGAGCCGGUGGGGCAGCAGGUUCCUGCUCCAGCCUGGCUCCUGGGCUGGCCCCAGGUGUUGGCCUUGGGAUGUUCAAUCCAAGCAAAAUUCACUGAGGCAUGUGUUUGGCAGCGGGACCCAGCUCAGUGUUUUAGGUCAGCCCACAGCCAGCCCCUCGGUCACUCUGUUCCCGCCCUCCUCUGAGGAGCUCCAAGCCAACAAGGCCACACUGGUGUGUCUCAUGAAUGACUUCUAUCCAGGAAUCUUGACGGUGACCUGGAAGGCAGAUGGCACCCCCAUCACCCAGGGAGUGGAGACCACCACGCCCUCCAAACAGAGCAACAAUAGGUACACGGCCGGCAGCUACCUGAGCCUCACACCGCAGCAGUGGAAGUCCCGCAGCAGCUACAGCUGCCAGGUCACGCACGAGGGGAAAACCGUGGAGAAGACAGUGGCCCCUUCAGGAUGUUCUUAGGCCCCCAACCCUCACCCCACCCACAGGGGCGUGGAGCUGCAGGUUCCCAGGGGAGGGGUCUCUCCCUGCAUCUCAAGCCAUCCACGCUUCCUGUACCCAGUAAACCCUCAAUAAAUAUUCUCUUUGUCAACAAGAAA